GUAGCCCGUUUACCUUAAAGGUAGAGCUUGACGUAUGGGUCAGAGCUGCCUCCUACAUCCAUGGCAGGCAGCCCUGCAGCCUGCAGGAUUCCUACUACCAGCUGGAGUCGGACCGCAGGGGGUCGGGGAGCAACAGAGAAAAAGAAGAGCUUGCUGAUUGACAGGCUGAUGAAAAGUAUUUCAAACGUUGACAUUUUAGAGUUGGCAGCAGUGUAUGAAUUCCACGGUGAAGGGAUGACGUCCGUGGAGCACCUGCACCUCAAACAUGUCCUGCAGACAGUGUGUGCCCUGGAGGCCGUGGUCCUUCGCAGCUUUGGCCCAGAUGGAGGACAGGUGCUGUUUACUCGCAGCACCGGUCAGGCAAUGUUGAGCCGCAGCGGCACGCAGAUACUCAAAGCUUUGCAUCUGGAGCACCCGCUGGCCAGGGUGGUGGUGGAUUGUGUCUGUAAGCACAGCGCAGUAACAGGUGACGGAUCCAAGACCUUUGUUCUUCUGCUUGCGUCUCUACUUCGAAUGAUUCAUGCCUCAGCCAGCAAGGCGCCCAUUGUGUCUGAGUGCUCUAAGUCCACGGAAGCCGCCGCUGCCAGGCGUUUGGCUGACAAACUGCUCGCAUUUGCAACGUCAGAGCUGGCUGACCUUAUUUCAGUCAGUGUGGUGCCACGUGGAUUCUGUGUUUCAGCAGAGGAUUUCACCACAAAAACACAGCCACCAGCUCGCCCGAGUGAUUUCCGUAUUCAGACACUCCUAUCGUCGUUUUUUCACACUCGUCUUGAUUCCGUGCACUGUGGCUUUUUAAGUGACCUGGCAUGUGAACUGCUCACUCGCUGGAAGUUUCAAAAUGACAAGCUGUCCUUUUUUCUUCAGUUCCUGAGUGACAACUUUCCAGCGCUUCACACGCAGGUCUCAGGCUUCCCCGUCAGCUCAUCUCGUUUGAUCGAAGGGCAGGUAAUUCACAGGGACUUCUCUACGCCGUGCCUCCAGGUCCACAAGCAGCCGGUCAGAGCUGCAGUCUUCACAGAACACCUGCAGCCAACGAUUCUCCAUCAAAGCUACGUGCUGGAGCUGCGCUGUGGCGGCCGGGUGACGGGCGAGGAAAGCAUCGUGCCGUUUAGCGCUCGGACAGAGCGGUCACUGGAGAGCGUUAUCGCAACUCUGCAGAGUUUUGGAGUCUCGUUGCUUUUGUGUGCAGUGAAGCAGUCCACUGCUGUCUUGGCUUUAGCUGCACGGGCAGAGAUGUGCCUUGUGGAGUGUGUCAGCGAAGACGAACUUUCUCUUUUUGUCCGGCUAAGUGGGGUGACGCCCAUCUCAGACUGCUGGAGGAUUCAGCCAGAGAACAUUGCUACGCUGACGUUUUGCAGAGCAAUAUUGCUCGGAGCCCACAGAUAUGUCCAUGUGGCUUUCUGUGAUUCAUCAGGAGUUAAACCUUGCAGUCUAGUGAUUUGUGCUCCAGGAGAAGCACAAACGGACCAGUGCACAAGUGCAUUUCAAGAUGCAGUUCGCGUGCUACUAACCAUGUGGGAGCCCGUAUCUACAACUGAGGCCACGACACUGAAGAAUCCCGUUCAGCCACAUGAAGGGACAUCUUUACAUGCACACUGUCCUACUGGAAACGCAGCAUACAGAUCUGAUACGUGUGCGUUAAAGCCAGGUUGUGUGAUUCCCGCUGGUGGGACAUUUGAGUUUCUCUUGCACCAUGGCCUCACACAACAUAGCCGCAGUCACUCAGCUUCGAGCUGCACGAAUCUGGGUGUCAACGUUUGUCAGAUCCUGGCGAACACCCUCCUGAGUGUGCCUCGUCAGAUUUACUCUCACCAUCCCAAACGUUUCCUGCAGGCUCAAACCAGGAUCACGAGUUUAAUUUCAGAUCGGUCCCGUCCUUUUAUGGCGUUCAAAAACGUUGCAAAUGAAGAUCCCGACCGAGGCGACACACCGUCAAAGCGUUUUAUGCUGGACUUGGGCCUCGAGUCCAUUUCCUGUAAGUACCAGCUGCUCCUGGCCGUGCUGCAGUGCGCCACAAGUCUGCUCCGAGUGGACGCGAUGGUACGAACGCACACUGCUUUAUGCUCACCGUCACACAAACUCACAAACAUUUCUGAGGAGAGCACAGACGACGAGACAGAAGACUGAAACCCAAGACUGUCAUCAUUGUGUUUUCUGUGAACUCUAAGAAAACCUUCAAAAGCUGGAUGAAAUAAUUUGCACUAAUUCAGACUGUUACAGCAAUCUUACCCUUGUAUAGUUUUUAUGUUCCUCUGCAAUGCAAGGUUUUUAAAACAAGUGUUAAAUUAUUUUACAUUAGUUUUGCUAGUUUUGUGUUAAAGUGAGAUUUGUUAAGAACAGUAAAAAAGAAAAUACAAAUAUCCUGUUUAUUUUAUUGUACUCACAGUAAAUUAUUUAGUCUUGGAAAGAG
Austrofundulus limnaeus is the source of this 2410-nucleotide messenger RNA. RefSeq names its product Bardet-Biedl syndrome 10 (gene bbs10). The record is from RefSeq and is a predicted model, not a curated record. The coding region runs from base 61 to 2127 and encodes 688 amino acids. Gene Ontology annotation, biological process: chaperone-mediated protein complex assembly. NCBI's taxonomy places the organism in Eukaryota, Metazoa, Chordata, Actinopteri, Cyprinodontiformes, Rivulidae. The transcript has 5 exons. Gene Ontology annotation, molecular function: ATP-dependent protein folding chaperone; ATP binding.